Saccostrea echinata is the source of this 3722-nucleotide messenger RNA. Its product is annotated as FACT complex subunit SPT16-like. Lineage: Eukaryota; Metazoa; Mollusca; Bivalvia; Ostreida; Ostreidae. The record is from RefSeq and is a predicted model, not a curated record. The transcript has 25 exons. Gene Ontology annotation, molecular function: nucleosome binding. Gene Ontology annotation, biological process: transcription elongation by RNA polymerase II; positive regulation of transcription elongation by RNA polymerase II. Gene Ontology annotation, cellular component: FACT complex. Bases 76 to 3279 code for a protein of 1067 amino acids.
UGUGUUCUCCCGCCAUUGAGCUUCGUUCAGCACAUUGCCUUGAUUGAGAUGAAGAAAAAUCAGCGCUGUUGAAUCAUGUCAAGUUUACAUGUGGACAAAGACACCUUUUUCAGACGAGUAAAACGGUUCUAUCAAGCCUGGAAUAAAUCCUCCAGUGAUGCCCUAAGUCAGAUUGAUGCCCUGGUUACGGCUGUUGGGGUUGACGAGGAAGUGGUAUAUUCCAAGUCAACGGCUCUACAGACAUGGCUAUUUGGGUAUGAAUUGACAGACACCAUUAUGGUGUUCUGUGAAAAAAGCAUCUCUAUCCUUGCUAGUAAAAAGAAGAUUGACUUCCUGAAACAGCUGGAGGCAUCCAAAGAAAAUGACCAGCCACAGAUCAAACUGUUGACCAGAGACAAGGGAGACAAGGACAAAGGGAAUUUUCAGAAGCUGAUAAGUGAAAUCAAAUCAAGCAAAAAGGGAAAAUCUGUGGGGGAGUUCAGUAAAGACAAGUUUCCUGGGGAGUUUAUGGAGAGCUGGAGGUCCGCACUAGGUGGCGCCUCAUUCCAAAAGGUGGAUGUUAGCUCAGUUAUGGCUUAUAUCAUGGCUGUUAAAGAAGAACCGGAGAUCAAAACUAUGCAGAAGGCAUCAGCAGUCACGUGUGAGGUCUUCUCCAAAUAUCUGCGAGAGCAGAUCAUGGAAAUCAUUGAUGCUGAAAAGAAAGUGAAGCAUUCUAAGCUGGCUGAUGGAGUGGAGCAGGCUCUACAGAACAAGAAGAUAGUCAGUGGGGUGGAUGUGGGACAGCUCGAUAUGUGUUACCCAGCCAUCAUACAGAGUGGAGGCAAAUACAGUCUGAAAUUCUCCACUGUCAGUGAUGACUCUAACCUGGACUUUGGGACCAUCAUUUGUGCCCUGGGGGUGAGGUACAAGUCUUAUUGUGCUAACAUAGUACGAACACUGAUGGUGGACCCCUCAGACAAACAGCAGAAGGACUACGACUUCCUCCUGAAAGUUGAGGAGGAGAUUCUGAACAAACUACAGGAUGGAACCAAGCUAAGUGAAGUUUAUGAGGGUGUCGUGUCGUUUGUGAAGAAGCAGCGUUCGGAUCUGGAGAGUAAGAUGACCAAGUCUCUGGGAUUCGCCAUGGGGAUUGAGUUUAGGGAGGGCUCACUACUGAUUUCAGCCAAGACCAGCGCCAAAGUUAAGAAAGGAAUGACUUUCAAUAUCAAUGUUGGAUUUGGUGAUCUGGAGCAUGAAGGCAAGAAGUAUGCUCUCUUUUUGGGUGACACAGUCCUUGUGAAUGAGGGCUCUCCAGCUUCACUGUUAACAACCAAACAGAAGAAGAUCAAGCAUGUGUGCAUCUUCCUUAAAGACCCAGACGAGGUGGAGGAAGAGGAGGAGAAGGAGGAGGCACCUGUCCUAUUGGGGAGGGGACAAAGGAAUGCCCUCGUGGACAGUCGAACCAGGACUGAAAUGACUUCAGAAGAAAAAAGACAGGAACAUCAAAAAGAACUGGCAAGUAAAAUCAAUGAAGAUGCCCGAGAGAGACUGAAAGGACUCAAGGGAGAUAAUGAGGAAAAAAAAGUAAGGAAGUCUGUUGUUUCUUAUUCAUCAACAUCAAAGAUGCCCCAGGAGACUGAGAUACGAAAUCUACAGCUGUAUGUUGAUCGUAAAUAUGAAACAGUAAUUUUGCCCAUAUUUGGAACCCCCACUCCAUUUCACAUUGCAACAAUUAAGAACAUAAGCCAGUCAGUAGAGGGGGAUUACACGUACCUACGUAUCAACUUCUUUCACCCUGGGUCUUCUCUGGGACGGAAUGAAGGCACUAGCUUCCCACAACCUGAUGCCACAUUCCUGAAGGAAAUAACUUACAGAAGUUCCAAUACAAAAGAGCCUGGGGAGUUAUCUGCCCCAUCCUCUAACUUGAACACAGCCUACAGACUGAUCAAAGAGGUCCAGAAAAAGUUCAAGACUCGAGAAGCAGAGGAAAGAGAAAAAGAGGGCAUUGUUAAACAAGACACACUGAUAGUAAAUCCAAACAGAGGAAACCCCAAACUGAAGGACCUCUACAUUCGACCAAACAUUGUGUCAAAGAGAAUAUCAGGAACUCUGGAGGCACACACCAAUGGUUUCCGUUUUACCUCCAUCAGAGGAGACAAGGUUGAUAUUCUGUACAACAACAUCAAAAAUGCCUUCUUCCAACCGUGUGACGGGGAAAUGGUCAUCCUUCUACACUUUCAUCUCAAGCAUGCCAUUCUGUUUGGAAAGAAGAAACAUGUUGAUGUGCAGUUUUAUACUGAAGUGGGAGAGGUCACGACAGAUUUAGGGAAGCACCAGCACAUGCAUGAUAGGGAUGAUCUUCAUGCUGAACAGGCUGAACGAGAGCUGAGACAAAAACUGAAGGCCGCCUUCAAGGGAUUCUGUGAAAAAGUUGAGGCUAUUACAAAAGGAGAAGUAGAGUUUGACUCCCCAUUCCGAGAGCUCGGAUUUUAUGGAGCUCCAUUCAGGAGUACAGUAUUGUUGCAACCAACCAGUGGCUGCCUGGUCAACCUUACAGAAUGGCCUCCGUUUGUUGUGUCACUUGAUGAAGUUGAGCUGAUCCACUUUGAGCGAGUUCAGUUCCAGUUGAAGAACUUUGAUAUGGUGUUCGUGUUUAAAGAUUACAGCAAGAAAACAGCCAUGAUUAACUCAAUACCAAUGAACAUGUUAGACCAUGUUAAAGAUUGGCUAAAUUCUUGUGAAGUCCAUUACACAGAGGGCAUACAGAGCUUGAACUGGGCCAAAAUUAUGAAGACCAUCACUGAUGACCCAGAGGGAUUCUUUGACAAUGGAGGGUGGUCAUUUUUAGAGCCUGAGAGUGCAGAUGAGGCUGAAGAUGAUGAGGAUGAUGAAGAUGAUGAGGCGUACACUCCCUCCGAGGCGGACAGCGAGGAGGGAGACUCCAGUGAUUACAGCGAGGAGAGUGAUUGGUCAGGAGAAGCUGAGGACUCCUCAGAGGAGGAACUUGGCUCCAGUGAAGAGAGCGGUAAAGAUUGGGACGAACUGGAGGAGGAGGCUAGGAGAGCUGAUGCUGAGGCCAACUUUGACGUAAUUGAUGACAGAAAAUCGUCAUCUCACCAUAAACACUCAUCUUCCUCUAAACACCACAAGUCGUCCCACAAGUCUUCUUCUAAGUCGGCACACAAGUCACCACAUAAAUCACCUCAUAAAUCACCACAUAAGUCAUCUCACAGGUCAGACCACAAACGCAAACGAGAGGAAAGUGGAGACCGCCACAAGGACAAAAAGAGGAGAAGAUAAGAGCUUUGUCGUCUCAUGAGAUCUAGCUCGUGAAACAAGAAGACGAGAUCUGGGAUUUGUUAGGCUCACAAGGUCACAAAAGUGGGAUACUCUACAAAAUAGACAAGUUUCCCUGAAGUGCUAAAUAGUGUACUGUGUAUUUAGUUCUUUGUUUUGUGUUAAAAAAAAAACUUAAAUACAUGUAUCUUGUACAUAUUGUAAAAAUUGGAUGCUUUGAAAUAUACGUGUAUGUCUAUGGAAGACCAUGAUAUACAACAUAUUAAGGUAAAGUUACAUUUCAAAAUCUGUGUAAUGUGUUUAAUAAGUGUCUGUAAAUUUUCAUUGUACAAGAGAUGAAGGGAAAAAAAUUGCUUUAACAUACAAAAAUGAAAAGAAUCAUGAGGAACCUUCUGUAAAAAGUUUUUAUUUACAAAUUGAAGUAAAUAAAAUUUUAUUUAAACAUA